Molecule: messenger RNA, 4229 nt
Organism: Rhineura floridana
Lineage: Eukaryota; Metazoa; Chordata; Lepidosauria; Squamata; Rhineuridae
Gene: PARD6B
Product: par-6 family cell polarity regulator beta
Exons: 3
Coding region: 387-1508 (373 amino acids)
Biological process (GO): regulation of cellular localization; establishment or maintenance of cell polarity; centrosome cycle
Cellular component (GO): cell cortex; nucleus; apical plasma membrane
Molecular function (GO): protein kinase C binding
Source: RefSeq, a predicted model, not a curated record
AACAGGUGCGCAUGCGUACUAGGGGAUCGCAGGUGCGCCGGGGCUUUCCCUCCCUCUUAGUUCCGCGGGCGCCUUCGUGCGCGCAUGCGUUGUCGUGCGUGCCUCUCGCUCCGCUCACUCCUCCUUUCCUUUCCCCCUUGCCGGAGCUGCAGGUGCCAGGAGGAGGCUGCAGGGCGGCCCCUCCUCCCACCCCCUUGGUUUUACGAGGUCGGGCUCACGACGAUCGUUUCUCAGACGAAGACGAGAGGCGGAAGGUUAAGGUUGAGGGGGCGUCGGCCGUUGUGCUCUGAGGUGUCCUCUGACCUACUCUCUUCAUAUCGCUGAGCAGUCCUGGCCGACCGAUUGACUAACCGACCGACCAACCAACGGACGGACUCGUCCGCGGCAUGAACCGGGUCCAACGCGGAGGCGGUGGAGGAGGAAGCCGCGGCCUCGGUACCAUGGAAGUGAAGAGCAAGUUUGGUGCAGAAUUCCGAAGAUUUUCUUUGGAAAGGUCCAAGCCUGGUAAAUUUGAAGAAUUCUAUGGAUUACUGCAGCAUGUUCACAAAAUACCCAGUGUUGAUGUCUUAGUUGGAUAUAUAGACAUUCAUGGAGAUCUCUUGCCUAUCAACAAUGAUGACAAUUAUCACAAAGCAGUUUCUACAGCUAAUCCUUUGCUUAGAAUUUUUAUUCAAAGAAAAGAAGAUGCAGACUACAGUGCCUUUGGGACAGAUACCAUGACAAGGAAGAAAAAUGUUUUGUCAAACGUGUUGCGUCCAGAUAACCAUAGGAAAAAACCGCACAUUGUCAUUAGUAUGCCACAAGACUUCAGACCAGUAUCUUCUAUUAUAGAUGUCGAUAUACUUCCAGAAACCCAUCGCAGAGUUCGGCUUUAUAAAUAUGGAACUGACAAGCCUCUAGGAUUUUAUAUACGGGAUGGUUCUAGUGUCAGAGUGACACCCCAUGGGCUAGAGAAAGUACCAGGGAUUUUCAUAUCCAGGCUUGUUCCUGGAGGACUGGCUCAAAGCACAGGCUUACUGGCUGUCAAUGAUGAAGUUCUGGAAGUGAAUGGUAUAGAAGUUUCAGGGAAAAGCCUUGAUCAGGUUACAGAUAUGAUGAUUGCUAACAGUCGUAACUUAAUAAUUACUGUGAGACCAGCAAACCAGAGAAACAAUGUUGUUAGGAACAGCCGGACUUCUGGUAGCUCAGGACAGUCUACAGAUACCAGCCUUCCAAGUUACACUCCACAUACUGUGCCGAUGUACCACCCUGAAGAAGAGGAAGACAGUGAUGAAGAUGAUAUCAUUAUUGAAGAUAAUGGUGAACCACAGCAAAUUCCAAAAGCUGCUCCUUCAAGUGAAAGCAGUGAGUCACUGACACAAACUGAAACCAAUCACGAAUCAAUGCAGAAUGGUUUCAUUUCUUCCAGAGACUUGUAUUGUUCAACUGGCAGCAUUAACAUGGAGUAUGAAAUCCAAGACUCGGACCAAAAGAUCUUGGAGGAAGAUGGGACAAUCAUAACAUUGUGAAAUUCCAACAGUUUAUUUACAUUUUAAAAUUAAGAGGCCACAACAAUUUUUUAGUUGGCUGGACUCAUAUAGGACAUACUUCUCACUACUACACUCAGUGGCUUUAUAUCUGCAAAUUGGAGCGGAGAGUUCUACUGUGAAUCAAAUAAACUGUUCCAUUUUGAUACUCAGCUGAGCGACAAGUAUUUUUGGAACAGGGACUGGUUUUUGUGUUUCAAGACAGGACAGCAUUCCCAUGACUAAAAAUGAUGCAGAUCUAAUUUUCAAAAUUUCAAUGUCAAGAAGGACCCCCACAAUUCAUGGUUUCUUGUCUUGGGAUCGGGCUUCAUGUGUUGUUCAUGGAACAUAUUUUCAUUUAAUUGUAAACUUGAGUACUGUCAUAUGAGAACAAGACUGAACUGCAUUGCAAUACAACAAUGUUCAUGAAAAAAAGUAACUAAACAUAAACUUCAACCAUUUUAGCUCAUUUCAUUCCAGUCAUAUAUAAAUUAAAAGAUGGAAUUCUUAAUUAUGAUCAGUGCAGCAAUCCUAUAGAUAUCUACUCAGAAGUAAGCUCUACUGAAUUCAGCUGGGCUUACUUCAGGUAAGUGGGCAUCAGAUUGCAGACAGUGUGUUGACUGACUUCAGUUAUAAAAUGUAUUUAAGUAAUUUGCAAAAUCAAGAAGGGAAAGAACUACCCAUUGGAUUUCCUGAUGCAUUAGGUAGUUGAGAAAUAUAACUUUUUUAACACUUUGUUCUUAUUUAAUCCUUAAUUAUAUUGAUCUAUUUCUGGUUUUGGAGGGAUAAAUCUCCACUGCUAUUUCAUAUGGAUCAGGUAGAACAUUAAAAAGCUAUGAAGAUACUUGUCUAAUCCUACCAUGUAUACCUGGUACAUUUACCCUUUAAUGAGAUAAACUGAUCUUGAAAUGUUAUGAUACAAUCCAUCUCCAUUAAAACCACUUGGAUUUUCCACUGACUUCAGUGGGAUUGUAUUGUACCCAUAAUGUGAAAGUCUUAAAAUAUUCUUCCUGUUGUACCUUAACUAGUUCUCUUGGUUUAUGGCAUCUGAUACUGCUGCAUCUGUUAAUGCAAUGAAUAUCAAAGUAUAAGUUCCAAUGACAGAUUUGACUAUCAGGAGUCCUAUGAUUGCAUAUGAAGGCUCUUUCUUCAUGGAAGAGUUCCCUAAAAAAGGCAGAUUUUAUAAUCGUAAAUAAAGCAGUCUGGAUCUUCUAUUUUACCAACUUAACCUUUGACAAAAAGAUUUCUUUUUAUAAAGCUCGUGGCAAAGGCCAUCAUAUUUAUCCUUCGGGCAUGUGCUUAUACCUUUCUCAUCGCAUAAUUGUGAUUGUGGGACAGUCAAUUACAAGAGUGUUUCACAAAUAGAUAAUGACUACCUGGUUGCACACUUUUUAUGGAUGUACUACUAUAGAUCUUACAUGGUUCAUUAUAUUGUAGAUGAGAUGUAAAAUUGACUUAACUUACACAGAAGCAUGGAAACAAAAACAUUAGUGAAAGAGUUGGAUGUUAAUUUAUUGUUAAAACACACAGAGGGUUAUUGUGCUGCUUAACUCAUUGUUUGAUUUUUUGAUACUUGUACUACAAUCAUGCAUGAACCUUUUGGAUAUAUUACACUGCAGUUACAAACUUAAGGAAAUGUUUUGUUAAACUGUGUUUAAAUUUUACUCCUUAAGAUGCUAGCCUCAAUCAGCUAGCUUGUAUUAUGGGAUGGAGUGUGUUCUUUAUAAAGCAUAUAUAUAUACAAAUAUUUGUAAUGCAUAAAAUCUUGGCUUGAAGUAAUUAUGCCUAAUAAAAUUAGACAUUGGGAAUUUGACAAAAUCAAUGAAAACUAGAGAAGGAUAAGCAAAAGGCUCCUUACAUUUUGCUAUUAAAACGACAGGCUGCACUGCAUUUAAUUGCAAAGUAAUGCAGUUGCCAUGAUGGUAAAACUGUUUAUCACUACCUUAUUUUUACUUAAAUCUUUUAAAAUCAAUUUGAAACAGAAUAUAGUAAAUUUUAAUUAUAUAUAUAUAUAUAAAUGGUACUGGGCUUCAGUACAACUCAAAACUGUUAGACUUUCAUAUACUACCUCUUAAACUUCAACAGCAUCUUGUGGAAGAGGAUUGUCUUCUACUGGAUGAAUACAUGAAGGCUUGAUGUGUGUACAAUUUUUAACUGUAAAACCCAGAACUGAUUGUAAGAUGCUCAAUAUUUUACUAUAAGUUCUAAUAUGUUGUAUGAUCUGUGUGUGUGUGCGUGUGUGUAUAAAUAUAUAUAUAUAUACACACACGUAUAAAUACACAUUCUGAAUUUUUAAUUGAAUCUUAUAUUGAUAUGUAUGGACAAGUAACUUUGCAGAAUCAAAUUUAUUUCGAUACUUGUUCUAAUUUACAAAAAUGAAAAGAAUUUAACUCUCCCCUCCAGCAGUUUGAAGACUGAUUUACCUUUUUAAGUGCACCUUAUCUGAAAAAGAGCAAAAUAUGGCUAUAGUACAUUUUUCUGGAACUAUUCUAUAGUUCUGGAUGAAGUCAAGCUGAACUGUGAAAUCUUUGAUCUUCCACAACUAUAUUAUUAAGGAUGAUGUUGUGUACUUCUGUGACUUGUGCGUUUUCUAAUUAAAACCUUUAUGCAACAUGAUUUUUACAUGAACAUGUAUAAUAUGUGAAAUGUCAGUAUUUUUCUUACCACUUUAAUGUAUGAUGUACAUCGGUACCACUAAAUGAACUUUGAUUUACAAAAAUCAAA